GAAUAAAUAUAUUCAUUCCAUCACACUCCAAUUAUCAUCUAUCAUCUUGGAAGACACAUUUUAUUUUUCUAUUCUAAUAAUAGAAUAAAGCAGCUGCUCCCCAUUCUCUUCAAUUUUAUUUAUGUGUUUCACCAUCCAAACACUCCACUAGCAAUGAACUCCAUGGAUAUUGACUUAACCGCAUCUUCCAACUGGGUUUUUGAUUAUGAUUUGAUGGACGAUAUUCAUUUCCCGGCGCCGCCCACCGUCGCCUUCACCUGGCCUAAUCCCACCGUCAAUUCUUCUUCCAACUCAAGUGCGGAAAUAGACAGCUUGAUUCUGGGUUCUCAAGGACACAAGGAAUUGGAAUCUCGAAAACGGGCGAGACCAGACUCACUUAAUGCAUCUGGCUCCAAAGCAUGCCGGGAGAAAAUGCGGAGAGAUAAACUGAAUGAAAGGUUCCUGGAAUUGAGUUCCAUCCUUGAGCCUGGAAGGCCACCUAAAACUGACAAGGCUGCUAUUCUGAAUGACGCUGUUCGGAUGUUGACACAGCUAAGGAAUGAAGCUAAUGCACUUAAGGAAUCUAAUGAGGAACUGCAGGAGAAGAUUAAAGAUUUAAAGGUUGAGAAGCAUGAGCUCCGUGAUGAGAAGCAGAAGAUAAAGGCAGACAAAGAGAAGCUGGAGCAGCAAAUCAAAGCCUUCAGUGCCCAACCAGCCUUUUUACCUCAUCCCUCUACAUUGCGAGCUGCAUAUUCUGCACAACAAGGACAAGCUGAAGGAAACAAGUUAAUGUCCUUUGUUGGCUACCCUGGUGUUGCAAUGUGGCAAUUUAUGCCACCAGCUGUAGUAGACACCACACAGGAUCAUGUUCUCCGUCCACCGGUUGCCUAAGUUGGAGGGCUCGUUCAAACAUCCAUCUCCCCAAGGAUUGUUCACUACCGAUAUUAUUAUAAUUAACUUAUAAUUAUGCAUCUGUUCUUCAAUGUGCCUGGUUCUGAAGUCCAAGAACCUUGUGUAUCUGAACAUAUUGACAUUAUUUGAGGCAACUGGUAUUUGAUAUUUGCAUGUAUUAUAGAAUAAGAAACGUAACGUUGGCGCUGUUGCCUUGUGGUCAACUACUUCAGUUGAGCAAAUGCAUUAGUGAAAAAUACAUUGAUCACUGUA
This is a messenger RNA of Daucus carota subsp. sativus, 1143 nucleotides long. Its product is annotated as transcription factor ILR3. Lineage: Eukaryota; Viridiplantae; Streptophyta; Magnoliopsida; Apiales; Apiaceae. The transcript is spliced from 5 exons. Gene Ontology annotation, molecular function: DNA-binding transcription factor activity; protein dimerization activity. Gene Ontology annotation, biological process: regulation of DNA-templated transcription; intracellular iron ion homeostasis. The coding region runs from base 154 to 870 and encodes 238 amino acids. The record is from RefSeq and is a predicted model, not a curated record.